Molecule: messenger RNA, 1254 nt
Organism: Bacidia gigantensis
Lineage: Eukaryota; Fungi; Ascomycota; Lecanoromycetes; Lecanorales; Ramalinaceae
Exons: 4
Coding region: 1-1254 (417 amino acids)
Biological process (GO): phenylacetate catabolic process; fatty acid beta-oxidation
Cellular component (GO): peroxisome
Molecular function (GO): acetyl-CoA C-acyltransferase activity
Source: RefSeq, a predicted model, not a curated record
AUGGCCACCGAACGGUUGAGCUCCAUAUUAAACCAUCUGACUCCAAGCAAAAGCAGACUCUCACUAAUCACACAAAAGAACCCCGACGAUGUGGUCAUUACUGUCGCCGUACGGACACCUUUGACCAAAGGGUUCAAGGGUGGUAUGAAAGACACACCGUUGGAUUACAUGGUACACCAGACUUUGAAAAAGGUUCUUGAGAAGUCGAACCUUGACCCACAGCUGGUCGAGGACGUUUGCCUGGGCAAUGUCAAUGAAGUAAAAGCCGCCUACCUCGCUCGUGCGGCGUCUCUGGCAGCGGGGAUUCCCAACACCGCCGGUGCCAGCAGCGCCAACCGGUUUUGCUCGUCAGGACUAAAAGCUGUGCAAGACGUUGCGAACCAGAUAGCCUGUGGUAGUAUAGAAUGUGGCAUAGCCAUCGGCGCCGAGUCUAUGUCUAUGUCAAACGCUACCAUGUCCCCCUUCCACGAGGCCUUGAUGCAGAACCAGGAAUCAGCAGACUGCCUGCAACCAAUGGGUCAAACAUCCGAGAAUGUCGGUAGGGACUUCGAUAUAUCAAGAGAGGCGCAAGAUAGAUUUGCAGCAGAGAGCUAUCGCAGAGCUGAGGCUGCUCAGAAAGCUGGCUGGUUUGAUGAUGAAAUCUUCCCUCUCGUGACCAAAGUGAACGAUCCCAAGACAGGGGAGGGAAAGAUGGUCACAUUGACAAAGGAUGAGGGACCGAGAUGGGGAACUACAUACGAGAGUCUGGCAAAGAUUCGACCUGCCUUUCCCCAGUUCGGAGACAGGAGUACAGGUGGAAACUCCAGCCAGGUUACCGACGGGGCUGCGGCCGUGCUCCUAAUGAAACGCUCCAAAGCACAAGAACUGAACCAGCCAAUCCUCGCCAAAUUCGUCGGUGCGACAGUAGCAGGUGUCGCGCCCCGAAUCAUGGGCAUUGGUCCCUCCCUCGCCAUCCCGAAGCUUUUGAGCAAGUACAACCUGAAUCUCCACACCGACGUCGACCUCAUUGAAAUCAACGAAGCAUUUGCGUCAAUGGCGGUCUACUGCACAAACAUCCUUGACAUUGAUACAAGAAAGCUGAAUGUCAGGGGCGGCGCGAUCGCUCUCGGCCAUCCAUUGGGAGCUACUGGUACGAGACAGAUAUGUACGGGAUUGAGCGAGUGUAGACGCCAGAAGAAAAAGAUCCUGCUUACGUCGAUGUGCAUUGGGACGGGCCAGGGUAUGGCUGGGUUAUUUGUGAAUGAGCAGCUGUAA